CUCUAUGAUGUACUAUCUGCCUGUUUGGUUCGAAGUAGUGGAUGGAAAUACGCCCGAGUUGAUCGGGCUCUCCUUUACUUGUCGGCAUGGUUUUAAUCGGCAUAUUUUUGUCACCUCUGAUUAAUGCCGCCGCAAGGUUCAAGGGAGUAGCCCCAACAUGCAUACUACUCUACUCUGGAUGCUUCAUUAUGAUUUCUGGAGUCAUUCUAAGGACAGUCGUCACCCGACUCACCCCGAAAAUCCUAGGCUCCUUUUAUUUACUCCUCUUAGGUGUUGGUGGAGGACUCGUAGCGCAGACUGGAUUCCUUCUGGCGCAAGCAUCCGUUUCCCCGGAAGAUUGUGCGGUAGCAAAUGCCCUUGCUGUCUUUUGGGAAACCCUGGGUGGAUCGUUUGGACUGAGUAUAUCGGGCGCGGUCAACCGCGUUGAACUUACCAAAAGAUUCAGUAAAAUUCCCUCGACGCUCAUUAACCCUGAAACUCUUGCAGCUAUCAAUCGUAAUCCCAGAUUGGUACACACGCCAGGAAUACUCAAUGAAUACACGCGGGAGCUCGUGAUAAAUGAGUUCGUCGGAAGCCUCCUCCUCACUUUCCGCGUCUGCGUAGUCUUUGCAGGCGUGAUAUUCUUGACGAGUUUGUUAGUAAAGCAUGAGGGGUUGGACGAUGCCGAGGACUCGGACAACUCAGAAUGAAAUGUCUGAUCGCUGGAAGACUGGGAUUGAAGUUGAACAAACCAUUCUCGUUUUGUAUAUAUAAACCCUACUAGUAUUAUUUAUCUACGUAGAUAUGCAUUCCUGAUCGUAAUAGACUGGUUUCA
Serpula lacrymans var. lacrymans S7.9 is the source of this 814-nucleotide messenger RNA. RefSeq lists its product as uncharacterized. The transcript is spliced from 5 exons. The record is from RefSeq and is a predicted model, not a curated record. Gene Ontology annotation, molecular function: transmembrane transporter activity. Gene Ontology annotation, biological process: transmembrane transport. Bases 87 to 689 code for a protein of 200 amino acids. Lineage: Eukaryota; Fungi; Basidiomycota; Agaricomycetes; Boletales; Serpulaceae.